Molecule: messenger RNA, 12721 nt
Organism: Carcharodon carcharias (great white shark)
Lineage: Eukaryota; Metazoa; Chordata; Chondrichthyes; Lamniformes; Lamnidae
Product: microtubule-associated protein 4-like
Exons: 20
Coding region: 169-5151 (1660 amino acids)
Biological process (GO): neuron projection development; microtubule cytoskeleton organization
Cellular component (GO): neuron projection
Molecular function (GO): microtubule binding
Source: RefSeq, a predicted model, not a curated record
GACUAACUUUGCAGCAUUGACUUGUCUCUUUGGUUUUACUCCUGUGUUUGAGAAUUAAUCUCUGUAGCCCAAUAUAUAGCCAUAAAAACAAUUUCCUUCUGAGGAGCCACUGCAGUAUUUAAAAUUUACAGGAACUUAUACCAAAUACAGGACACAGUCGUGCUUAGGAUGGCUGACUUCAGUCUGAUUGAUGCACUACACGAAAGUACUCCCAGUGUUGAACCAGAAGUCAAGAGGGAUUUCAUUGCUUCUCUAGAGGCAGAGAAAUACGAUGAUGUUGUUGGAGAAAGUGUGACGAAAGAAAGUUAUGUUCCACUGCUGGAUGACGAUGAAACAAAAGCACCUCUUUCAGAGGCUAAAGAUAAUGCUAUGGUGCACUUGCAUGGAGAGACUGUACCUGAACAAGAAAAUGACGGGGGACAAUUGGCAGAACGUUCUGGAGCAAGCAAGCAGGAACCAGGGGAGCUGCCCAAUGGGGAGCAUAAUGUAGGACAAGCUGAUGGCACAGAAAUACACAAAACACCAUUGGGUGUGGAGCUGCUGUCUUUUGGUGGUAAUCAUUACAUAGAAGGGACAAUAAUGGAGACCAUGUCAGCACAGAUGAGCACAGAGCCUCCCUUCAGCCUUCUUGGCACUUUAGAAGGACCUGAUGCCGAAGAGCUUUUGAACUUUGAAUCUAUGCUAUCUCCUGUCCAUGAAAUGAAGGGUGCAACGACAUCUUGUCCAACACUGCAGCAUCUAAACUCUUCAGCCAAAGUUGCAGAAGAGCUGUCAUUUAAAGAAAAGGGAAGCUCUGAAUUGGCCCCACUUCCUUCUGAAGAAAUGGCUCCACCACAAGAACAAAUGCUUGAUUCCACAUGUCAAGCCACAGAUUCCAUGGCUGCAGUCACAGCACCCUUAGCAUUUGAAGAAGACCUGUGGGUUAAUCAGGAGGAAGUAACAAUUAGCAGCACCACACUUUCGCCGGCAGAACAAGAAUCGAUUACAGAACCUGCAGGAAACCUAAUGGCUGAAGUAAAGCUAUGGGAAAAAGAGGCGGCGGGGCCUGAUUUACCAUUGAUCCCAGCACAGGAGCACAUAGAGUCUGCACAGGACGUAACAGAAGAAUUUGGUGUGCCAUUCAUCAGCCUGAAUCGAGUUGAAAAAUCUUUCCACCCUGUAGACCGUUGUGACCCAGCUUUGAGUAGUGCUGGCUUAAUGGAUGAUUACUUGCUAGUUUCAGACAUGACGAAGACCACCGUUGCAGUUGAUGCUCUACUGCAAACACCAACAAAAUUCUCACCAAGCACCCGACAACUGGAGAACUUGGACUGUGAUGCAAGACUUCCUGCAUCUACUGAACCAGUCCCGCCAGCCUGCGGGAGCUUUGACUUAUCAGUGCGUGGCAUGGAAUUUACUAACAACACUACAAGCGCUACAAGUGUUGCUGUCCCACUUACAGAAACUCCACCUUUGCAACAGACCCCUGGGAAAGGUAAGCUUGCAGAGGAGGUUAUGGAAUUAGCACAGACAAUAGAAUCGCCAGUAGUAAGAGUGGCUGUGGAGAAGAAGAAGAAAAAGAAAAAACGCUCACAUCCCAAAGGAGCCCAACUUCCUGCAGUGGACCUACAGGCUAAAGCUAAAGAGGCUCAAGUAAUUGUUCCUGACCAGCGACUAGAAGGGCUAUCUGAAGGAGGGACACGGGAACGCAAGGAAAAUAUCUUGAGCACUGAGGGGGCAUGUAAGGAGGCAUUGGGGGUGCAACUAAAAGCACAGCAGGUGGAUAGUGCACCAAGUCAAAGCAGUAUUUGGGCAUCUGGAUGUUCAGAGAAUCAAAUAGCACAUCCUCCACUGGACAAAAGUAAAGCUCAUUCAGAGAGCCAAGGAGGGAGCCAGAGAAGAGAGGCAGCUCAUGCAGACAGCCAGUCACAGAUGGAGAUGACCUUAGAAGUGGAACGGAGCGAUAAUCCUCUGGAUUGUUGGUGCAAAGAAAUUAUCUCUUCUGAGUCCCUCCAAACAUCUAAGUUGGAAGGGAUAGAAGAGCCACCCGUAGAACAAUGGGGUGGCAAAAUUACUCCACCUAAGCCACAGAAACAAUGUGAAGUAAACAAGGUAGCACCACUGACUCCCAUGGAAUUUGGUAAAGAAUAUAAUCCCCCUGAGUCAGAGGUAAUACCUGCAAUGAAGGAGAUGGAAGGGCCUUAUCUAGAACACUUAGGUAGAGAACCUGCUUCCCCUAGGUCAAAGCAAAUGUCUGAGGUGAAUGAAAUAGUAGGACAUGGGGGUGGAGAAAUUUCUGCCCUUAGGUCACAGACGCCUUUUGAGGCGAAAGAGGAAGCACAGAUACCACUGAAACAUGGAGGUGGAGAAAAUAUUUCCCCUGAGUUGCAGCAAACAUUUGAGGUAAAAGAAAUGGCAGAAACCCUUAUAGAAACUUCUUCCCUUGAAUCAAAGAAAGUCCUUGAGGCGAAGGAAAUAGAAAAGCCUUCUCCAGAACAUGUGGCCAGACAAACUACUCAUUAUCAGUCAGGACAAAUGUCUGAACUGAAGGAGAUGGGAGAGGCCCCUCUUAAACUUAUGGAUAGCAAAGGUACUCCCCCUGAAUCAAACCAAAUACCUGAGGUGAAGGAGAUGUCACAGAUCCCUCUGGAUCAUUUGAGUGGAGAAACAGAUUCCCUUGGGUCAACACAAAUUUCUGAGGUGAAAGAGAUGACAGAGACCCCUCUGGAGCAUGCCAGUACAGAAACUGCUCCUCCUGAUUUAGAUACUUCUGAAGUGAAAGGGAUAGUUGAUACCCCUCUGGAGCAUUGUAACAAAAUUGCCUCUAUUGACGAACAGGUGUUCGAGGUAAAAGUUCCGGUUGAGAGUCCACUCUGUUGGAACAGAGAAACUGCUCCCCCUGAGUCACAGCAACCGUCUGUGCUGAAGGAGAUGGUGGAGAGUCCCCUGGAAUGUUGGAACACAGAAAUUUCUCCUACUGAGUCACAACAAACAUCCGAAGUGAAUGAGAUAGUGGAGAGUGCUCUGGAAUGUUGGAACAUGGAAAAGGCUCCCCCUGAGUCGCAGCAAAUGUCUGAGCUGAAUGUGAUGGUGGAAAGUCCUCUGGAAUGUCGGAACAGGGAAACGGCUCCCCCUGAGUCGCAGCAAAUGUCUGAGCUGAAUAUGAUGGUGGAAAAUCCUCUGGAAUGUCGGAACAGGGAAACGGCUCCCCCUGAGUCGCAGCAAGCAUCUGAGGUGAAGGAGAUGGUGGAGAGCCCUCUGGAAUGUCGGAACUGGGAAACGGCUUCCCCUGAUUUGCAUCAAACGUCUGAACUGAAUGAGAUGGUGGAGAGUCCUCUGGGAUGUCAUGAUGGACUCAUUUUUCCAGAGUGCACUGACCAAGUCACUCUGCCUUCUCUGAAACAGGAAAUACCAAAACUGAUGGAUGAUGGUGAGGGAAUAGGCUCAAAGGCAUCCCUGAAAAAAGAUGCGGGAACAAAAUUCCUCCAAAAACGAGGAUUUACUAAAGGUGCUUCACAAAGAGAGGCUGGAGCAAAAGCGUCUCCCGAACAGCACCCUAAAGACAGGGCCUUAAAGACCUCAGUGCAGCCAAAGGUUAUGAAGGUCCCAAACCAACGACAGAGAGAUGUUAAACCUCUUGAACCAGAGAAGAUUGGCGAUGUAAAUGUACAGUCUGAUCAGCAAGGGCAUCUGGAUGAGAGUCCUCGUCAAGAUGAAGCCAAACUGGAAGAACCAUCAGCAGAAGGCAUGACUGGAACAGAAAGUGCUGUAACCUCCAAAGAACGGCCAGUGAGCACAGAUACAAAGGGAAAGGCGGGCACACCAGCUGCAAAGAUCUCACCAACCAAAAGUAAGCCACAGCCGCCAGCCUCCCUUAAGCGACCUACAGCAGCUGCUACAAGCCCCAAUAAAAAACUCAUUGCGUCCACUUCAGCUACGACAGCAGGUUCUACUUCUAAGCGGGUUUCUUCUAGUCUGGUACGGCCUUCCUCUGCAAACACCAAAGACGUGAAACCAAAGACAACUGAGGCUAAGAGCCCAGUGAAGCUCCCCUCAACCAGACCAUCAUCUGCAGGUGUGACAAAAACGACUAGCAACACUAACGUUAAGAGCAGUACAACACCGUUGCAAAAAAUGUCCACUACUACUGGGUCCACUCAGAGAAACACCACGCUCUCCACCCCUAAAAGGCCAACAUCUAUCAAGACUGAACCCAAAUCUGCAGAGAUGAAGAAGUCUUUGUCUGCAAAAUCACCCAUGGGUGAGGCAGGUCGUCCAAAGACUGCUUCCUCAACCUCUGUUAAGAGCACUGGUACUACCCCAAGUACACCAAGCACCCCGCUGGGCACCAGUAACCCUGCAACACCAUUGUCCAACACCUCUCGGGCAUCCAGAACGUUGGCAUUGAAGACAACAGCUGCUUCAGAGGCCAAGAGGGUUGCACCCAUUCCUCGUGCUCCUUCAAAAUCCACAGUAGCAACGGCUCCAAAGCAACCACGGCCAACCAGUGCCCCAGCACCAGACCUGAAAAACAUCAAGUCGAAAAUUGGAUCCACAGAUAAUAUCAAAUACCAACCCGGAGGAGGGAAGGCGAAACCAAUAGAGAAAAGGCCUGAGCCAGUAAGAUUGAACCGAAAAGCUGAAUCCAGCACUGUGACUCGAGUAGCUAAAACCACAACCAUGAAAGAUAGCCAAAAACAAACCAAUGGCAAAGUCCAGAUUGUGAACAAAAAAAUUGACUACAGUCAUGUGCAAUCAAAGUGCGGCUCCAAGGAUAACAUUAAGCAUGUUCCUGGUGGUGGCAAUGUGCAAAUUCCAAAAGCGAAGCUGGACAUGAGCCGUGCAUCUUCCAAAUGUGGAUCCAAGACUAAUCUAAAACACAAAGCAGGUGGCGGGGAUGUAAAGAUAGAAACCACCAAGACUGAUUUCAAAAACAAAGCAGAGUCAAAAAUCGGGUCCUUGGAUAACCUGAACCAUACUCCAGGAGGAGGCAACGUGAAGAAUGAGGGUGAAGAAGAAUCAGAAUCAGCAACGAUCAGUCAGAUUCCAGAAAAUGGGGAUCUGACAGGACAAGCUGAGAGUGGGACACAGCAAAAUGGAGUAGGGGAGGACCCCACUGCCAGGUCUGACGAAACUCACAGCCAAGAGUUACAAAUACAGGAGACAUAUUGAAUCUCGCAAGUUGACGUUCCGUGAGAAUGCCAAGGCCAGGACAGACCACGGAGCAGACAUUGUGUACAAAUCCCCCAACGUUUCAGACGAUACCUCUCCUCUCUGCAGCACGUCACUGACCGAAAGCCUCAGCUCCCUCGGAUCACCGCAGCUUGCUACUCUCGCUGAAGAUCUGUCUGCCGCUCUAGCACAGCAGAGCUUGUGAAUUUUUUUUCUUCCUUUCUUCGUGUUCUUUUCAAACUACAUUUAAUCAAAACAAGAAAUUUAGCAUCAUUAACAGGAUUUGUGCUUUAAAAAGGAUUCGUUCCUAUUGAGUUAUUUCAGGGCUGGGUAGCUAUAUUGUACCCUUUUAUCUUAAAAAUCCAUAAUACAGAUCCAAGGUGCUACUACCAUAUGGGACCUUAAUGGGAAUAAGUUAUAAACUUCUGUUCUUCUGAGGUUAGAGCUGAGCUUGAUGCUUCAAUGGAGGAACCAGUGUCUGGCACAGCAUUUUGGAGACUAGUGGAAUAAUCUAUUGCAUCAUCUGAUUGUCAAUGAGCAAGAGACAGGAGAGAUGAUUCUUGUUAAAUAAAACACCCCAAUCCCAUCUGUAGCCCAAACAUAAACCCUGCCUUUCUAGCAAACGGUUGAUUAAAUGAAGGGGAUUUUCCGAGUUUUAUUUUUCUUUUUCUCAUUUUUUUUCUUUACUAAACUGCAUUCUCCCAUAAAUUUGAGGAAUUCCUUGUCCUGUACCCUGCCCUUCAAAUUCUGAUAGCAACUGUUAACUAACAUUAUAGAAAAUAAUUUAGCAUUCUGCCAAAUUUUCUAAUAGCUUGUGAAAAUCCUAACCCCAUGUUUUUCUAAAAGUCAAUGUUUCCCAGAUUUAUUUCUUAUUUACCUUUUUUUCCAAUAAAUAAAUUAUAACUAAUAAAUAAUAAAUCAUAGUCAACAGAAUAUUUAGAACAAAUUGAACUUAUUUGCACAUUCAGAAAGGAGAGAAGAGGAGCGGGAGAAGCACAGUCAGUUUGAGUUAAAGGAAAAUGUUUGGGGUGAAUGUUAGUGAGGAAUCUUCAAACCUUAAAGGUUUGUCUCUUAACAUUUUUUUAAAGAAAAGGUCAUUAUGAUAGAGUAGAAUCAUAGAAUGUUAGAGGAUAGAAGGAGACCAUUGAUUAUUUUCCUCUUGUGAAGUUCUGUAAUCUCUUGACUGUGUUUCUCACAGUGCUAGUCACUGGAUUCUUAUGCAGUGAGGACUGUAGUUUGAAGACUGAAGUUUGGGGAGUUGUUCAUUACUCACUUCCCUUUUAUGCUUUUUAAAUAAAAUCAUAGAAUCUUACAGCACAGAAAGAGGCCUUUUGUCUCUUCAUGCCUGUGUCAACUCUUUAAAAGAGCUAUCCAAUUAGUCAAACCACCCCCAUUCUUUCCCCAUAGCUCUUUAUCCCUCUUUAAUUCUCAAUUUCUCAGCUGGUUAGCACUCCCACCUCUGGCUCAAGAAAUUGCGGGUUUGAGCUCCACUCCAACACUUAAGCACAUUUAAUGAGUCUGGUGCUUCAGUGCAGAACUGCUUUCUCGUCACUCAGGUACUACAUUCAUCCUGUUGAACUGGGUAUUGCAAAUGGAAUGGGAACUGAGUCGGAUAAAAGGCUACCUCCACCUGAACCUUUUGAUUUUGUUUGGGAGUUCAACUGAGGUACAAGUAUUGGCAGCAGCUGAUUUGAUGCUAGGAGUAGAAUACCAAGUGGAAGCACUUUAUAACUCUUCAGCACAGCUACUCGUCAUUGUUCAAACUGAGCUUGGCUGACAGCAGCAGAUAGGACUAAAAGUAAUUUAAGUAUAAAAUUGUAAACCAGUAGAAUGCUUGUGGAUAUUUUUGCAGCCCAGUUUGUGCGUCAUAGACAGAUCUGUUGUUGGUCUGGGAGCUGAAUCCACCUGCUCAACCUAAAUUUCUGCAGUUUCCUCAUUUCUUAAGCUGUGAGGCCAUGGACCUAUCCCUUACCAGUUAGUAUUCUGCCUUUGGUGAGCAUAGCAGCAAUUAAAGAGGAAGAGGAAAAAAAAAAUCAAAAUACCCAAGAUGCUGGAAACAUUUGGCAGGGAAAGGUCUUUGACCUGAAAUAUUAACCCUACCUUACUUUCUCCAGAGAUGCUGCUUCUAUUUUUGUUGAAGUAAGAGAAUUCUGUUUUCCCUCCUACCCCUCCUUUCAAUUGAAUCUUUACAUUUUCAGGAACAUUCUCCAUCUUAGAAAAGAAUCAGACCUUUUCUUAAAAUAUAACUUAUACCCUUUUAAAGAUCCCCAGUUAUGCAACUGUGAAAAGAUUGUUUUUUGACUUUUAUACAAGUAACAUGGUUAAAAUGUUUAAUGACUGUAAUUUUAUUUUUUAAGCACCUCUUAUCCUUUUUCAAAAGGGUCUAAAUUUAGAGCCCGUGCCCAGAUGCUGCUUUGUUAAAAAGGGACUUUAUUUUAAGCAUCUUUUAUAUGGAUCACAUGUAAGAUUGUGUUGGUGGUGCCCUUCAAAACAGGCACUUGCAGCCCUAGCACCUGUCAGCUGAAGCAACUCAGUGCUACCCUUAAGCCCAAUUAGAAUAAGCCCUCUUCUGUGGGAUACAAAGGUGGUGACCUCUUUGCAGCUACUAUCCUGUUUGGAGGAGAAUUUGGAUAGAGGGAGGGGGUGGGGUCACGACUGGUUUCUCCACAUAGAGACUCAAAGCCGUUACCUGGUCUUCUUGCAUUAAGAACAAGUCCUGUUAGUGAAUAAAACAGAGGGAUCUUUUCCCUCAGUCUUUGCAGCUUCUCUGUUUCUGCCUCGGUGUUUAAAUAUGUUUUAAAAAAAACUGUAAAUUGUUUUAACUUGUAGAUUUCUUCAAAGUUAAUCUUUGGUGAUGAAGUACUGACUAUUGUAAAAUGAGUAGUGAUUUAAAAAAAUACAAUUAACUUUGUUUUCUAAGCAAUAUAAUCUUAAAGGUUGUGUCAAGUGAAGCGCUGCCUUGUUAGGAUAACUAAUUUCAGGCAGGAUGGUGGAGUGGGUUAGUGUCACCCGGGAAGGUUUGUUUUCAGUGAUGUUUGGUAUGGCAGGAAGGUAACUGUAUGUGGAAGUGAUGUUCGUGCAGAGUUACGUGAAGUGAUAAGUCAGGGAAAGAGAGGCUUUUUGGUCAUACAUGUUUUGUAGCAGUGAACCAAAUUUUAAUGGACUACGAGAUAUUCAAGUUAGUCACACAAGAUGGUAGCUACCAUGGCUAGUGAAUGGAAUCUGGGCCUUUGUGCCUUUUGUAUGUUUUUAAAUUUGAAAAAUGUAAAUUUGCAGGUCUUACUUACACAUGCAUUGUGGGUGAGAGCUGUGCAUAGUACAAUUGUGUUCAGUGAUUGGCCUCCCAAGAAGAAGCUUGGACCAUAAAUUGCUGAGAUUGUUUUCACCAGGUGAAGUUGGGUAUUUUAGUUUAGAAUUAAUGUUUGUUUUAUCGAUCAAGAUUUGGUAGACAACAUUAACUCUGGUGUUGCUGAGAAGGAUGCACAGUGUUCAACACUUGCUGCUCGUUUAGCCUCAUCUAAAUGUCUUUGUCAUGAAUUUACUCCCUCUGUACCAGUCUGUCCCGAUAGCAUCACUGCUUCUUUCCAGCCUUGUAUUGCAUUUGCAAUUGUAGCCUGCACUUAACCUUUUAAACACUAUUCAGAAUUGCUCAAGCAUUUAAUAUAUAAAUAUAUUUUCUGUUGUUGUUUACACCUAACUCAAAGUAGCUCUAGAAGGUGGCUGUUUAUAACAACAUUGCUUUAUUCUCUGCACUAAUGUCCAGAUGUGUGUGUGUGUGUGUGUGUGUGUGUAUGUGUGUGUUUAUUGGGUGACAGAAAGGGAUGUGUGGACAAAUUUGGGUUAUUUUUUUAAAGACUAAAGUUUGUGCGUACGUUUGUGUGUUUAGAACAUACACCAAUGGAAAGAUAGCAAACUCACUUUAAUUGGUCCUUAGAUCAAUGACUUCAGCACUAUGGUAAUGUACAACUUGUUCCCAAGUGCAUUUUUAUUUUUGUGGUUGAGGGUGGGGUGUAAUAUUUGAGAGCUGCCUGGGGAUGACUGGGAUUCCAGUGAAUUGCUGUCCAGGAGUAGUUGGGAUUCCUGACUCCCUAAUGUGGUACACUUUUCAUUGAUGUGCUGUUGGUUUUUCCCUCUUUAACCUGUUGCCCCCCUCCUCUCUCAAAAGCAGUGACUCCUGCUGGGGCUGUACCAUGUGGUGGGUGAAGCUAGUUCUGGUUUACUCACCAAUGUGGUGGUUCCCAAUGAACAGACCCUCAAUUGGCACCUCAAUGCACAUAUUUCCAGCAGAUCCCAUUAGAUUGCAGGCAGUAGACCUCCCCAAACCAGUGGGAUCAUCAGUUAAAAUUGUGUCCCUUGAGAAUAUUAUAUUGGCUUUUCAAGGUUUGUCCUGUGGACCAGGUUCAGACCCCCUUGUUUUGUUAGUUUAUCUCAAUGGGCUCAGCAAUUGAUGCAGUGUAACUCUUUCGAGUACAAACCCAUUUCCAUCUGUUCCUAUUCAGAUGAAGUUACAUUGUUUCAUAGUGAGAUUUGAACUCUUAAUCUUAGGGUUACAAACCCAGUACCAUAACCACUUGGCUAUUUAGGCCAAGCCCUGAUGCAGUGUAGUUGGCUGCUGUGGAUCCCUUGGGAUUAUGGAUUAUCUGCCAGAUCAUCAUGUUUCCAGAAGAUCUCAGCUGCAAAGUUUCACACGUGAUUACAGGCCAACAAUGAGAUCACCUUUGCUAAUGAGCCCGGUGUUGGAACAACCUGCCUCUCAUUGGGUUUGUGCACACAAUGUCUGGGGAGGACUAAUGGAGCCCAACAAGAGUCAGCACCCUUCAAGAGAGGAAGGGAUGGAACUUAACGAGUGAUGUUAAAAAAACUAGAGGUAUUAAUGACGUUUAUUGGGGUUUUUUGUUGGAUUUUAGAAGCAUCUUCAUUGUAAAUCAGUCCGCUUUGUCCUUUCCUUCAAACUUCCUUAGAGGAAAAAAAAGGUUAGGGUACAUGUUCGGUGGGCCCUUCCCUGUUUUCAAUAACUUGUUAAAAAUCCAUUGCUAAGAGCUGUUGCUAUCUGACUUUACUACAUUUACUGGUGGAACUAGGUUUGAUUCAUUUCAGUACAAAAAUAAUACUUUUGCACAGAAUUGAUUUUAGGAUAAAAGUGGGAUUGCUGUGGGCCUGAGAAUCCCAUGAGAGAUUGGUUCAGGUUUACAAUUGUGUUGAAAAAUGCUAUCUUAAAAUUUUAUGCAUCCAGCAGUUUGUAAAGAAUUGUACAAUCCGCUCAGUGAGAGUAUUUCAGAUGUUACGUGCAUGUGUACUUGUUAACAGGAUCAAUUUUAAUGUGAUGUUCGUGCUGCUGUGAUUGUGAUUUUUGUUUUAGUUGCAUUGCCUUUGUGUGGUUUAAUGUGAAUUGGUCUGUGUCAGGAGCAAGUGACAACCCCUUGACAUCGUCUGAAUGCCGUUUGUCUUCUUGAAACCGCCAGUACCACUUCCCGGUAUCACCUGGAGUUAGCACGAAGCUAUUGCAGUGGGAAUGUGGACAGUCAUGCUAAUCUGAAGUAGCAGUAGAAACUCCACAAUUGGCUGGGGGAGAGGGCAGGGAGAGUGUAGGGUGGGAAAUAGCCUGGGUUUCCAUUCCCAAUGGCUAUUCGACGACUGACUCUGGGGUUAAUGUACCUAAUAGAUGGCCAGAGAAAAGAGAUGUAAGCUCUGAUUCCUUUUAUAGAUGAAUAACCCACUUAGACUUGCAUGUGAUGAAUAGUCAUGGGCUGGGUGCCCACAGAGGCAGGAUCCAAUUCUUCAGGACAUGAAGGGAGUGGGAAAAUCCUGGCAGGCGGUAAAGGAUGGUCUUUAACGAGGCCAGUUUGGGGAAUGUGUAAAUGGUUUGGUAUUUCAGUAAUCUGUGGGAUCUGAUUGCAGAGGUCAUGUUUGAUUUAACCUACAAUGUUGUCCACAUCUUGGUGUUUCCCACUCCUUCCCCCCAAAACAUUACUCCUGUUACUUGACCACUGUGAUUCCUGGCCAUACUGGGCCAUACUCUCCAGAAUGAAUUUAUUUGCUUGUGAAUUGUUCCUUUAAAUUAAUAUUGAUAUAUUAAAUUUUUAAAAUCUGCAUGUGCUACCUAGAUUUCUAAAAACAAAACAAAAAAAAUCUUAUAUGGAAUUUUAGCUAACAGCUUUUGUUGGUUGGGGGGUGGGGGGAGCAGUGAAAUGUUCAGGCCACUGAUGGUUUGCACUCCGAGCCAGGUGUCCCCGGGAGUGUGGAACCCAGUGUGAUCUGCAUCAGAUUACAGAGCAGGUGUGAUGUGACAUACAAUGUGAUUGAUGUUUAAUGAUGUAGAUUCUGAUAUAUAUAAAUAUUAAAAAAAAACUGCAGUCCACUCCAGAACCAUCCCCUUAAAAAGACAUGUUCGUGUCCAGAGUGAGACUGGAUGGCUUGUGGCUUUUUUAAAGUUAUGGAGAGCCAGUGUCUCCGACAGCCUACACAGAAACAAAACACUUCAAACGCUGGCUGUCCUUUUAAAGUAAGAGUCUCACCAUCCAAAUGUCAGUUUUUGAGUGAGAACAAUUUUAAUUUAAAGGGAUUUGAUUUCCCCUCAACAGAAAGUUGAAAGUAUUGGUCCUUUCUCAUCACUAACUCUGCAUUCAUUGUAUCUAGGUCCCCCUGUUCAUGGUUCUCCUCUCUCUCAUACUUCAGAACAGUGAUUCCUUCAAAUGCUUUUUCCUCCCGCCACAAUCAGUUACACAGUCCAUAAAACAAAAACAAAUCAUCAGAAAAGAGAUGUGACAAAAGCACCUACUGAUCUUUAGUAAGACAAGGCAGGGAUGAGAAAAGGCCAUUGUUGUAGUACAACCAUCAGUUUCCUCCAACACCCUCUCCCCUCCGCUUUCUCUUUCUCUUCAUUUUUCCUUAUCCCUAACCAUCUGCAUUUUGGACUAUGGCAGUCAGUAGUUAACUCUGUCAGUUUAUUCCAAUGAUUUUCAUUCUUUAAGAAAUUCUUCUUGAAGUCUUUUUUUCCCUACAGUUUUACAUAUAUGUUUUUUAAGUGAGGGUAAAGUUUGUGAUGGUGAGACUCUAAAGAUCUUGAGAUUUCAGUUUGUUUCACUUGUGCCCUUUCAAAAUUCCUUUGUAGUUAUUUUAACCGAACCAUCGCUUCCCAACAAAGAAACUUGAUGAAGCUUUGAGCAUCCAACUGCUAAGGUCACAAACAUAAUUUCAAGGCACGAAUUCUUUACAAUAAAGGACUUUUUGUUGUUUUUACAACUUGAAAUGAGAGAAGCGAGACUUUAAAAAACAUAACCUGUUACUAAAGACCGAGGAACAUGAAUUGACAUUUGUGUUUUGUGUGUUUUUUUGAAAUCUGUAAAUGGAUUUUAAAAACAGUAAAUGGCUCCAGCAGUGAGUAUCUGGGUGAGGUUGUACAGUAUUUCUGCUGCUGCUGUUGUCCACACAUUUAAUGUUCCAGAAUUUUCUUCUCGCUUUUGCUGUUUGGCCGCUGAUAAGCAACAUUCACGUGGCAGAACUCAAUUCCCAUUGUUCAGUCCUUAUUGUAUAAGUAAAGGUUUGAAAUAAAGCUUAUAUGUUGAUGUUA